AUGGCUGUCAACGUGCGAUAUACCAGGUAUCUGGUAUUAGCACUGGUGGGCAUGACCUUCUUCUACCUCGUCUCUCGAACCAAUCUGCGACUUCCUAAUAGCGCUUCCUUCGCUCGGCCUGUCCAAUCCUACAACGAAUUCAAGGCCAACAAAAACGAAUACCCCGGUGCGAACGGCACUGAACGGGUGAAUGCCACCUUUGUGACCCUCGCCCGCAACUCUGACCUCUGGGACAUGGUCAAGUCGAUCCGAACCGUGGAGGACCGAUUCAACCGGGAAUACAACUACGAUUGGGUGUUUUUGAACGACAAAGAGUUCGAUGACGAUUUCAAAAAGCUGACCACCGCCCUCGUCUCCGGCACGACUCACUAUGGCUUGAUCCCCAAGGAGCACUGGUCGUAUCCCGAAUGGAUCGACGAGGACAAGGCCGCCGACGCCCGGGCCGAAAUGGAACGGAAGAAGAUCAUCUACGGUGGCUCCGAGAGCUAUCGUCACAUGUGCCGUUACGAAUCGGGUUUCUUCUUCCGCCACCCGUUGAUGAUGAACUACGAAUAUUACUGGCGCGUCGAGCCCAGCAUCGAACUGUUCUGCGACAUCCGCGCCGACCCUUUCCGCUUCAUGAAGGAAAACGACAAGAAGUACAGCUUUGUCAUCAGUCUGUACGAGUAUGAGGCGACGAUUCCUACACUUUGGAGUAGUGUCAAGAAGUUCAUGACGAACCACCCAGAGCAUAUCGCCGAAGACAACGCGAUGGAAUUCAUCAGUGAUAACGGUGGCGAGACCUACAACAAGUGUCAUUUCUGGUCAAAUUUUGAAAUCGGCAGCUUAGAAUGGUUGCGGUCGAAGCAAUAUAUCGACUAUUUCGAGUCCCUCGAUCAGGAUGGCGGCUUCUUCUAUGAACGAUGGGGCGAUGCACCAGUCCACUCAAUUGCGGCUGCGACCAUGCUGCGCAAGGACCAAAUCCAGUUCUUCCAUGACAUUGCCUACUACCACGUUCCGUUCACGCAUUGCCCCAAUGACGAGCAAACGAGGCUGGACCUUGCCUGCUCCUGCAAGCCGAAGGAUAACUUCGACUGGAGAGAUUACUCCUGCACAAACAAGUGGUUCAAGGUGAACCAUCUUUCAAAACCAGACGGCUGGGAUAAGAAAGAUUGA
Messenger RNA from Penicillium waksmanii, 1155 nucleotides. RefSeq names its product glycosyltransferase family 15 protein. Gene Ontology annotation, molecular function: alpha-1,2-mannosyltransferase activity. The transcript is spliced from 4 exons. The record is from RefSeq and is a predicted model, not a curated record. Gene Ontology annotation, biological process: cell wall mannoprotein biosynthetic process; protein O-linked glycosylation; protein N-linked glycosylation. The coding region runs from base 1 to 1155 and encodes 384 amino acids. Gene Ontology annotation, cellular component: membrane; Golgi apparatus. NCBI's taxonomy places the organism in Eukaryota, Fungi, Ascomycota, Eurotiomycetes, Eurotiales, Aspergillaceae.